ACGAGUCGUGGCAGAUGAAGACUGGUCGUCCUCUCAUCUCAUGACAGGCCAUGCAUGCGGGCAUCGAGAUGUCUACCGUCGAUCGGAGCAUCUCAGACUCAUUCAUCCAACCUCGAGCAAUAUAUAUGUAGCAGGCCAUCCCAAGCUUCACUUUCUUAACUUACCUCGAGGUUUACCUUUCGUUCAACCAUGGCCGCCGCCGGCAGAAGCUUCCUCGGGAUGGCUCUUCUCCUCCUGCUUGUCUCCGCUUCCAGCGGGCAGCUGUCGCCUACGUUCUACAGCGAGACAUGUCCGACCCUGGAGACGGUGGUGCUUCUGGCCAUGACGCCGGUUGUCCUCCUCGAGCCGCGGAUGGGGGCGUCCAUUCUUCGGCUCUUCUUCCAUGACUGCUUCGUGAACGGGUGUGACGCGUCAGUUCUGCUGGAUGACACGGCGACCUUCACCGGAGAAAAGAACGCAGGGCCGAAUGCCAACUCCCUGCGUGGCUUCGAUGUCAUCGACACCAUUAAAACCGCAGUCGAGCUACUCUGCCCCGGCACAGUCUCAUGUGCCGACAUUCUAGCGCUGGCCGCCCGCGAUGGUGUCGGUCUGCUGGGUGGACCAUCUUGGACCGUGCCGCUGGGUCGCCGGGACGCAACCACCGCCAGCCUAAGCGCGGCCAACAACGACCUCCCCAGCCCUGCCUCCAGCCUCGCCCAGCUCAUAUCCUCCUUCGCUGCCAAGGGCCUGAGCGCCAGCGACAUGACCGCCCUCUCCGGCGCACACACCAUCGGCCAAGCCCGGUGCAUCAACUUCCGCGACCAUAUCUACAACGACACAAACGUCGACGCCGACUUCGCGUCGGACCUCCAGCAGAGCUGCCCCUCCUCCGGCGACGACGACAGCUUGGCCCCCCUGGACACCCAGACCGCGGACUCCUUCGACAACGCCUACUACGAGAACCUCGUCGCUUACAGGGGCCUCCUCCACUCGGACCAGGAGCUCUUCAACAACGGGAUGCAAGAUUCGUUGGUGCAGCAGUACAGCACCGACCCGGACGCCUUUGCUGAGGACUUCGCGGCGGCCGUGGUGAAGAUGGGAAACAUCAGCCCGCUGACAGGGACGGACGGGGAGAUCAGAUUGGACUGCAGGAAGGUGAACUGAGAAAUCAUUUGAUGCAGUGAUUCUUCUGCCAGAAAACUGUAACAGUUAAUUGUAUGACCUUCAUCUUUCAAUUGCAUCCAUCCUCGGUCAUUAGCUUUCAGAUCAAGCAAGGAGGUAAACAAUUGAUCAAAGAUUCAUGUAGUUAAUCCUAAAUAAUUGAGACUGUAUUAUUAUUGUUG
This is a messenger RNA of Musa acuminata AAA Group (dessert banana), 1322 nucleotides long. RefSeq names its product peroxidase P7. Lineage: Eukaryota; Viridiplantae; Streptophyta; Magnoliopsida; Zingiberales; Musaceae. Gene Ontology annotation, biological process: hydrogen peroxide catabolic process; response to oxidative stress. The coding region runs from base 190 to 1143 and encodes 317 amino acids. The record is from RefSeq and is a predicted model, not a curated record. The transcript has 3 exons. Gene Ontology annotation, molecular function: heme binding; peroxidase activity.